AUGAAUUCCAGCACCACCACCACUAUCAGGAGUAUACCUGAAGUGUCGUCGCUGGAGAGCAACUUCAGCAGCAGCAGCAGCAGCAACACCAUCAACAGCAGCACCUUCACGACAACGCUAUCCUCUGCCAUCGGCAAUGUCACGCCGAGCGCCAUCGCCGGCGUUCUCCUUCGUGCGGCCGAAUCGGCCGGCUCUGAGCUGCUGCUCGGUCAGGCGAACCCCUCUCUGUACUCGAACCUGGAGAGCAGCAUUAUUGCGCCCGUGCCCACCCAAUCGACAAACCACUCACUUGCCUUCUCCUCCCCGUACGUCUUCAACUGCAAUCCGGGACUGUUUCUGCCGUGCUGGCAGUCGGACGGCACCGCGCUGACCAUCGUCCUCCACGGCAUCGUCUACCUCCUGGCGCUGAUCUACAUGUUCGUCGGCGUGGCCAUCAUCGCCGACCGCUUCAUGCUGUCCAUCGAGCAGAUUACCAGUCAGGAGCAGGACGUGGUCGUGCGGAAGAAGGACGGCAGCAAGGAGAUCAUCUCGGUGCGCAUAUGGAAUGAGACCGUUUCCAAUCUGACGCUGAUGGCGCUGGGCUCCUCCGCGCCGGAGAUCAUGCUUUCGGUGAUUGAGAUCUACGCUCAAGAGUUCAAAGCGGGCGACCUUGGUCCGGGCACCAUCGUCGGCUCUGCCGCCUUCAACAUGUUCAUCAUCAUUGCGGUGUGCGUGUGGGCAGUGCCCGAUGGCCAGCUGAAGAAGAUCAAGUUUUUGCGUGUUUUCAUUGUGACGCUCAGUUUCUCCAUUUUCGCCUACGUGUGGAUGUUGGCCAUUCUCGUGUGGAUCAGCCCGGGGGUGAUUGAGGUUUGGGAGGGUCUGGUCACGCUGGGCUUCUUCUUCCUCACCGUCGGCCUGGCGUACAUUGCCGAUCGGCGGCUGCUCUUCUACAAGUACAUGAAGAAGCACAUCAACCUCAAUAAGAGCUCACCGGCAAAAAAUGGAAAGGCGAGCAAACUGGAGGAGGGUGAUGACGCGGAGAAGGUCGAGUUGACUACCAUCGGCAACGGAGAGAAUGCUAUUGAAAAUGGAACUGUAGACAACGCGAUGCCAGUCGAUCUGCCUGGUCCGGUGCACAAAAAUUUAAAGUUUAUUGAUGCCAGUGACGAGGAUUUGAGAAUCAUCGAAGACCAACGGGACAAUGUGAUUGAGAUUCUAAAGUACGUCAAACAGCAGUACCCGAAUGCGACUGCCGAUGAGAUUGAAACGCUGGCUCGCAAUGAGAUUAUAAAGUUGGAGCCAAAAAGCCGCGCCUACUAUCGAAUCAUCGCCUCGAGACGGUACUUCGGCAGCAACACCGACGUCCAGGGCAGUCUGGACAAUGUGCCGGUGUCGGAGGCUCGGUUGUCCAGUCUGGACGACCAGAGCGCCCGCGAAGACCACCUCCACCGCCUAGUGACGGUGGACAUUCUUUUUGAUCCAAUGGAAUACACUGUAAUGGAGAAUGUGGGCAAGGUCAGCCUGACGCUGACUCGACUGGGCGACCUGGCCUCCACCAUUGUCGUGAACUACGAGACGGAGAGCGCCAGCGCCAAGGCCGGCUCUGACUUUGUCGCCAAGAGCGGGCAGAUAGUCUUCGGUCCGGGCGAGGCGCAUAAGCAGAUUGAGAUUGUCAUCAUCAACGACGACGAGUUUGAGGACGAUGAGCACUUCUUUGUGGUGAUCACCAAUGCGCACUACCAGGCAGCGGCCGUGGACACCAGCCAACGGCCGGAGAUUCGUGUGGUGACACCGAAGGCGAAGGUGAACAUUCUCGACGACGACCACAGCGGCAUCUUCGGCUUCCUCAACAAUGUUUUCCAAAUUCCGGAGACGAUCGGCGUGUACCGGCUGGUGGUGAACCGGUAUUGCGGCGCCCGAGGCUCUGUCUCGGUGCCUUACCGCACCAUCGCCGCCACCGCCCGACCGGGCAUGGACUACGUCGAGGCGGAGGGCGAGGUGCACUUUCACAACAAUGAGACGCAGAAGGAGAUCACUCUGGAGAUUAUCAACAACACCCAGUACGAGAUGAACUCCAUCUUCUACGUGGAGCUGGGCGAGCCACGGCGAACUGACGAAAAGGUGACCGACGUGCGCGGAGCGCCCCGCCUGGGCGACCUCACCAAGUGCAUGAUUCGCAUUCGCGAGUCGAAGGAGUUUAAACUGGUUGUGGACGCGCUGAUGCGCCGUCGGAAGUGGAAGGCGGGCACCCGGGCCAGCAGUUGGGAGAACCAGCUGACCGGGGUGAUGCGUGUGCCCCACCUGAGCAGUGCCUCCUCGCUCAGCUACGACCAGGGCGAGUCGCCCAGUCGACGGUCGCCGGAACGGGCCAGCCCCGGCAGCGGCAGUGGCGCCGGCGGCGGCGAUGGCGGCGAGAAGGAGGCCGAGGCUGAGCCCAAGUCCGCCUUUGACUACUGCUGUCACUACCUGAUGCUCUUCUGGAAACUGCUCUUUGCCUUUGUCCCGCCGCCGACCAUCUGGAACGGCUGGGCCUGCUUCAUCGUCUCCAUCAUCGUCAUUGGCAUUCUCACCUCCUUCAUCAACGACCUCGCCUCGCACUUUGGCUCCACAGUGCACCUGAAGGACUCGGUGACGGCCAUCUCGUUGGUCGCCCUGGGCACCUCAGUGCCGGACACCUUUGCCAGCAAGAUCGCCGCGGAGAAUGAAGAGCGGGCGGACGCCUCCAUUGGCAACGUCACCGGCAGCAACGCCGUGAACGUCUUUCUGGGCAUUGGCCUCGCCUGGACGGUGGCCGCCAUCUACCACGCCUUUAAGGGCACUCCAGGUGGCUUCCACGUCGACCCAGGCAACCUCUCUUACUCGGUGACGCUCUUCUGCAUCUGCGCCUUUGUCUGCUCGGCGGUGCUCAUCUUCCGCCGGUACUACAUUGGCGGCGAGCUGGGCGGCUCCCGACUGGCAAAGGUCAGCACCGUCCUCUGCUUCGUCGGCCUGUGGGUCUUCUACCUGCUCAUGUCCACGCUGGAGGCCUACGGAGUCGUCUCGGGAUUCUAA
This is a messenger RNA of Rhagoletis zephyria (snowberry fruit fly), 3030 nucleotides long. The record is from RefSeq and is a predicted model, not a curated record. NCBI's taxonomy places the organism in Eukaryota, Metazoa, Arthropoda, Insecta, Diptera, Tephritidae.